Molecule: messenger RNA, 222 nt
Organism: Ostertagia ostertagi
Lineage: Eukaryota; Metazoa; Nematoda; Chromadorea; Rhabditida; Trichostrongylidae
Source: the annotation of a GenBank genome assembly
AUGCUGCACUUCUAUGCGCACACACUGUACAGCAUGCUGCUGUCCUUCUCAUAUCGAUACUACGUGCUCAAUUAUCAGGCACCGUCAAUGAAUAAAAUCAAGCUCAUCAUAUUACUCAUCUACGUGCCGUCAUUCAUACAAAUGGUACAUUUUCAUGAGUUUAGUAAGAAAUUUAUUAAAUUCAAAUUUUUGCUUUUUACUUUUUACCAACCUCAGGUCAUG